This is a messenger RNA of Dioscorea cayenensis subsp. rotundata (Guinea yam), 1253 nucleotides long. Its product is annotated as mitochondrial carnitine/acylcarnitine carrier-like protein. NCBI's taxonomy places the organism in Eukaryota, Viridiplantae, Streptophyta, Magnoliopsida, Dioscoreales, Dioscoreaceae. Bases 193 to 1077 code for a protein of 294 amino acids. Gene Ontology annotation, molecular function: L-ornithine transmembrane transporter activity. The transcript has 3 exons. Gene Ontology annotation, biological process: mitochondrial L-ornithine transmembrane transport. The record is from RefSeq and is a predicted model, not a curated record.
GAAUCCAAGCCAACUGAAUGGGGGGUGGGUGGAUCUCCAACUCCUCCUCAUCAUCUCGUUUUGGAAGCUCAUGGCCACGGUGCUCUCCGAUUCACCCUCUAUAUAUUCAUCCUUCUCUCUCUCCCUCUCAUUGGAUCCAUCCCCACUGAGAAAAGGAGGAUUUUGAAAGAACCACUCAUCCCCAAAUUCCUGAUGGGAGAAGUUGCAAAGGACUUAACUUCUGGCACUAUUGGAGGGGCAGCACAAUUGAUUGUCGGUCACCCCUUUGACACUAUCAAGGUCAAACUGCAAAGCCAGCCUGCACCACUGCCUGGGCAACUUCCCAAGUAUGCCGGUGCACUCGAUGCAGUCAAGCAAACAAUUGCAGCAGAAGGCCCAGGGGGCUUAUACAAAGGGAUGGGAGCCCCGCUCGCCACUGUUGCAGCUUUCAAUGCCGUUCUUUUUACUGUCCGUGGUCAGAUGGAGGCACUGCUGAGGUCCGAACCUGGCGCUGUGCUCUCAGUGAACCAGCAGAUUGUUUGUGGUGCAGGAGCUGGUGUUGCAGUUUCUUUUCUGGCAUGCCCAACAGAACUCAUAAAAUGCAGGUUACAAGCACAGAGUGCUCUAGCAGGAUCCGCCUCCUCAACCGGAGCAGUGAAGUAUGGAGGGCCAAUGGAUGUGGCAAAACAUGUUCUUAAGGCCGAAGGGGGUUUAAGAGGUUUAUACAAAGGCCUUGUACCGACAUUGGCACGAGAAGUCCCAGGAAAUGCUGCAAUGUUUGGCGUGUAUGAAGCCCUGAAGCAAUACUUCGCAGGGGGCAAAGACACUUCCGGGCUAGGAAGGGGUUCUUUGAUGACCGCUGGAGGCCUCGCUGGUGCAGCAUUUUGGGCUAUAGUGUAUCCGACUGACGUAGUAAAGAGUGUAAUUCAGGUGGAUGACUAUAAGAAUCCAAAGUAUUCGGGCUCUAUUAACGCCUUCAAGAAGAUUUUCGCAUCUGAAGGCGUCAAAGGCCUUUAUAGAGGCUUCGGGCCUGCAAUGGCUCGCAGUAUUCCGGCCAAUGCUGCUUGUUUCUUGGCUUAUGAAGUGACGAAAAUCUAGUUUGGGAUGAUGAGCUCAAACUCACUGUCACUGCAUUCUGAAAUUUCUUGCUCAUUUGUGAUUCAUCAUGUAAUCUCCUCUCAAAACAGGGGUAUCAUGACACAUUUUGGUUUCAUUGUUGUCUUUGUUUUUCCUGUCAUAGCUAGCCAUUGAAUAAUGUUUUAUUUUCUUCUUCA